Messenger RNA from Xyrauchen texanus (razorback sucker), 3921 nucleotides. RefSeq names its product ATPase family AAA domain containing 1b (gene atad1b). The transcript is spliced from 10 exons. NCBI's taxonomy places the organism in Eukaryota, Metazoa, Chordata, Actinopteri, Cypriniformes, Catostomidae. Bases 164 to 1255 code for a protein of 363 amino acids. Gene Ontology annotation, molecular function: ATP hydrolysis activity; ATP binding. The record is from RefSeq and is a predicted model, not a curated record. Gene Ontology annotation, cellular component: mitochondrial outer membrane.
CAUUACCAGACAAAAACUGACAUCACAUUUCAGAGCGAUCUGUAAAGAGCUGAUUUCUGCAAUCCAAGCAUCUUACCUCUGCAAUUAAAUUUGGCAGCAUCAUAAUGUCUUUCUGCACAUCUAAUCGAAACAAAACAAGAUGGAAAAAUGUGAAUGUUAGAAGAUGGAAUUGAAAGAGAUUCCAGCUGACAAUCUCACCCGCCCUUUGGGCAGGAAUGAGGUCAUAGGUUUACUCUUCCGCCUCACAAUAUUUGGUGCCGUCACCUAUUUUACAAUUAAGUGGAUGGUUGAUGCCAUCGAUCCAACACGAAAACAGAAAGUUGAGGCACAAAAACAGGCGGAAAAACUCAUGCGGAAGAUAGGAGUGCAGAAUGUGAAGCUUUCAGAAUAUGAGAUGAGCAUUGCAGCUCAUCUUGUGGACCCUUUGACUAUGCAGAUUACAUGGCGUGACAUUGCAGGACUUGAUGAAGUCAUAACUGAACUGAAAGACACAGUCAUACUUCCGGUCGAGAAGAGCCAUCUGUUCAAAGGAUCCAAGCUACUUCAGCCACCCAAAGGAGUGUUGCUGUAUGGACCCCCAGGCUGUGGGAAAACUCUUAUAGCCAAAGCAACUGCCAAAGAGGCUGGAUUCCGUUUCAUCAACCUGCAGCCUUCCACUCUCACAGACAAAUGGUAUGGAGAGUCCCAGAAACUAGCUGCAGCUGUGUUCUCUCUGGCUGUCAAGCUACAGCCCUCCAUCAUCUUCAUUGAUGAGAUUGAUUCCUUUUUGAGGAGCCGCUCAAGUUCAGAUCAUGAGGCUACUGCCAUGAUGAAGGCUCAGUUCAUGAGCUUAUGGGACGGGCUGGACACUGACUUCAACUGCCAGGUCAUAAUAAUGGGAGCCACCAAUCGGCCACAAGAUCUUGAUUCUGCCAUUCUCAGAAGGAUGCCCACAAGAUUCCACAUCAAUCAGCCAAAUCUCAAGCAGAGGAAAGAUAUAUUGAAACUGAUCUUGGAAAAUGAGAAUGUGGAGUCUGCAGUGGACUUUUCUGAAAUUGCAAAAGAGACUGAUGGCUUCUCAGGAAGUGACCUCAGAGAGAUGUGUCGAGACGGUGCUUUGCUUUGUGUGCGCGACUUUGUGCACAACCAAGAAAGCCAAAAUGAAGACUACAUCCGUUCCAUCAAGCAACAAGACUUACAAAAGGCAAUCGAGAAGAUGAAGAAGUCCAAAUCUGCAGGCAUGCAAGAUCAAUUUAUGCAUGUACCACUGGACUGAAAGUGAUGCUGCUGUUUUUAGGAAGCAUGCAUCUAGACCAAGUUCUUUUCUUAUUUGUGGCAUAUCAUCAUGCAUCAUGUUUUGCAAAAGGGGGAACUCAGGACCAAUAAAUGGUGGAAUAUUUUUGCCAUUUCUCUGAUCAUAUCUUUUUGCACUGGAAUUUCCUAACUUUUUUUUUCUAUUCAGUCAUGUUUAUCUGAAUGUGUAUUUCUUCACUGGCUGUGGUAGUGUGGUUCUGGUAGUUUAAUUUAACGUCACCUUGUGAGAGGAUGGGCAAUAGUGUAGUCGAUCUCCACUUGUGUAUAAAGCACAUGAUUGAUCGUACAGUCAUUUAUUUUACAUCACCUAUAUGUAUAUGCUACUAUAUGUAGCCUAAAUUUGUGAGCACAGAUAACUGUUCACUAACAUGAUUUCAACUCAACUCAUUUAACUCAUGUUGUUUCAAUAACUGUUUAUUUUGCUGCAGUGAGUAAAAGAUUUGACUGAGAUGUGUUUACAUAUACAGUACAUUGCCCUCUUACAGUGAAAUGUUUAAAUCUUGAAUUAAGCCCAUAUUAGAGGUAAUGCGUAUUGUGUACAGUUGAAGUCAGAAGUUUACAUACACCUUAGCCAAAUACAUUUAAACUCAGCUUUUCACAAUUUCUGACAUUUAAUUGUAGAAAAAAUUCCCUGUCUUUGGUCAGGGAAAUGGAAAUGUCAGAAUAAUAGUUGUGAGAAUUAUUUAUUUCAGCUUUUAUUCCUUUCAUCACAUUCCCAGUGGGUCAGAAGUUUACAUACUUUGUUAGCCUUUAAAUUGUUUAACUUGGGUCAAAUGUUUUGGGCAGCCUCCCACAAGCUUCUCACAAUAAGUUACUGGAAUUUUGGCCCAUUCCUCCAGACAGAACUGGUGUAACUAAGUCAGGUUUGUAGACCUCAUUGCUCACACAUUUUUCAGUUUUCAGCUUUUUCAGUUCUGCCCACAAAUUUUCUAUCAGAUUGAGGUCAGGGCUUUGGGAUGGCCACUCCAAUACCUAGAGCAGUGGCUUCUUCCUCAGAUUAUGUUGAUAUAGGGCUUGUUUUACUGUGGAUAUAGAUACCUGUCUAGUUGUUUCCUCCAGCAUCUUCAGAAGGUCCUUUGCUGUUGUUCUGGGAUUGAUUUGCACUUUUCGCACAAAACUAUUUUCAUCUCUAGGAGAAAGAAUGUGUCACCUUCCUGAGCGGUAUGAUGGCUGCGUGGUCCCAUAGUGUUUAUACUUGCAUAUUAUUGUUUGUACAGAUGACCGUGGUACCUUCGGGCUUUUGGAAAUUGCUCUCAAGGUUGAACCAGACUUGUGGAGGUCCACAAUUUUAUUUUUAGGUCUUGGCUGAUUUCUUUGGAUUUUCCAAUGGAGCAAAGAGGCACAGAGUUUGAAGCUAGGACUUAAAAUACAUCCACAGACACACCCCUAUUUGCCAAUCAGAAGCUAAUUGGCAAAUUGCCUAAAGGAUUGUCAUCAUUUUCUGGAAUCCAAGCUGCUUAAAGGCACAGUUAACUUAGUGUAUGUAAACCUCUGACCCACUGGAAUUAUGAUAUAGUCAAUUAAUAGUGAAACAAUCUGUCUGUAAACAAUUGGUGGAAAAAUGACUUGUGUCAUGCACAAAGUAGAUGUCCUAAACGACUUGCUAAAACUAUAGUUUGCAAAUAUGAAAUCUGUGGAGUGGUUAAAUAAUGUGUUAAUGACUUAGGUUAAAGUGUAUGUAAACUUAUGAAUUCAACUGUAAAUAUUUAUUUGCAAAAUAUUAAAUAUGAUUGCACAAUAUAUUUGAAUUGUUGGAUUGAGCUGUAAACUGUUUCUUUACACAAGCCUUUUGUAUUUGAAUAAGGGGCCAGUGCCAAGCCACUGCUGUUACUCAUCAGUUUGGUAUUAUUCUGGGAUUGCCCAAUGCAUAUAACAUUGUAUAAAAUGACAGUGUAAAUCUCAAGUUUGUACAAAAAGGUUGAAUAAGCAACUAAAUACAUUUCCUGUAAGACAAUAAAUAUGUUUAGGUUGGUCCAUUAAAUAAGGUAAGACAAUAAAUAUGCUCUAGUUCCUUCGUAUUGGAUUCCUCAGGCAAAUAAUGCAUAUGCAUUCAGCACAAAUCAUUUUCACAUUCAUACAUUUUACAGUAAAUUAUAUAUUUGGGAAUGUUUAGAAUUAUAAAACAAUGCCAAACUUGACACAUGAAAGUACAAUGUAAAAUCUCCUUUUUUCACAUCUUAUAAUUCUUACAAAAAAUGUAAUAUAAUUAUUUGUGUAAAAUGUUAUUGAUUACAAGAUGUUCUCCACGGUCAAUAGUAACAAAACGAUAGGGAAUAACUUCAAGAUGAACACCAUUAAACAUUUAAAGUUCCAGUUGAGGUAGGCAAAAUGUUGUUCUAAUUAGAGUCAGGCAUAUUUGGAUUUGCUUGAUUAGACACAAGUCUAUAAAACAUCUGAGACGGCAAUAACUAGUUCAAAUAUGCAUGUUUUCUAUGAAUGGGAUAUUGAAUACACCAUAAUCACACAAAAAAAUUCAGGGGAUAAAUAUAGAUAAGCAUUUAUCUAAAACAAUUGUGUGGUAUAUCAGUAAUAAAUAUAUUUAAAAAGUCUACACUAAAGGUUUGUAGUAAGACACAGUAUAUACAUGCUCUGUGUGUAUAUAUAUAUAUAUAUAUAUAUAUAUAUAUA